AUGAAGUUCAACAUACUUCUCCUAUUGCUUGUGGGGGCCUGUUUGCCAUCGUUCUCCCAGGAGAUCAAGCCAAAGUCGGAACUUCUGCCAGGAGACGAAGCACCAAAAGAUCCAGAAGUCGCAUUUGCUGAAGGUGAACCAUUUGAACUCACUGAUGCACUAGACACACCAAAAAAUGGCACUGUUCCGGUCCCUGAGCCAGAGCCAAAGCCAGAGCCAGAGCCAGAACCAGAGCCAGAACCAAGUCCAAAAUCUGAGCCAGAACCAGAACCAACUCCAGAGCCAGAACCAGCCAUCAAAUUCGACAACAUCGAGUCUGAAGACUAUGGAGAUGUCGCUGAAGCUGUCGUUACUCAACCAGAUGAGCUCAACACCGAGGUCAUCGAGCAACUUGUAGACACUUUCUUGAAUACCGGAUCAAUUGCCCCAAAUAAGACCAAUAAGGGACCAGUUUAUGCCAACCCCGUCGCUCAAGCACUUGUGAACAGCAGCGAUUACUGGAAGGCCGACAAUCUUCAGGCGCCAGGAUCUAUCAAAGACGAGGAGAAACUUCGUUCCUGGCUGGCCGGAUACGAGGCAGAAGCCAUUAAGGUCCUUCGUGAAGUUGCUCUCUCCGGAUGGCGUUAUUUCAACGAUGCUUCCCCAUCCCUCAAGCUUGCUCUCGAUGAAGCUGAAAACGUUCUUACCAUGUUCGUCAAAAGCACGUCUAUGCAAGCCAAGCAAUUCGAUAAAGCAUCAGUGACCGAUGAAAGACUCAAGAGACAACUCGGAUAUGUUUCAUUCGAAGGAAUGUCCGCUCUUGCCCCAUCCCGAUUCGCCGAAUUCUCUCAAGCUCAAUCCACCCUUAACAGAGACUCCAAGGACUCGACCAUCUGUGAUAAGGAUGUGCCACCACCAUGUGCUCUUCAAAAAAUCGAUAUGGAUUCUAUCUUCCGCAACGAGAAAGACGCUUCUAGACUCCAACACUUGUGGGUUUCUUAUGUCACCGCUAUUGCUAAGAGCAAGCCAGCUUACAACAACAUCAUUGCUAUCUCCAACGAAGGAGCCAAGCUCAACGGAUUUGCCAAUGGAGGAGCCAUGUGGAGAAGUGCCUUCGAUACGCCUUCAAACAUGGCGGACCUAACCAAGCAAGUCGAGAAGAUCUACUCUACCAUCCAACCAUUCUAUCAACUUCUCCACGCUUACAUGCGUCGCCAGUUGGCAGGAAUCUACUCAAACCCAGCUGGACUUAGCAAGGACGGACCAAUUCCAGCACAUCUUUUCGGAUCACUCGACGGAGGAGACUGGUCUGCUCAUUAUGAACAAACCAAGCCAUAUGAAGAGGAAUCUGAGACUCCAGAAGCUAUUCUCGCCGCUUUCACAAGCCAAAACUACACUACCAAGAAGAUGUUUGUUACUGCAUAUCGCUAUUUCAAAUCUGCUGGAUUCCCACAACUUCCAAAGAACUUCUGGACCAGCUCUAUUUUCGCUCGUGUCUGGAGUAAGGAUAUGAUUUGCCACCCAGCCGCCGCUCUCGAUAUGCGUGCACCAAAUGAUUUCCGUGUCAAAAGUUGUGCUCAACUCGGAGAGCCAGAUUUCGAACAAGCUCAUUCUCUUCUCGUCCAAACUUACUACCAGUACCUGUACAAGGAUCAAUCUCUUCUCUUCAGAGAGCCAGCCUCUCCAGUUAUCACUGACGCCAUCGCCAGCGCUUUCGCCUAUCUUGCCACUAACCCACAUUACUUGUAUUCUCAGAAACUUGUUCCAUCCGACCAUUUAGACAUUAAGAACUCCGUGAUCAUCAACAAGCUUUACAAGGAGUCGCUCGAAAGCUUCACCAAACUGCCAUUCACGAUUGCCGCUGACAACUGGAGAUACGAGUUGUUCGAGGGCAAAGUGCCAAAGAACAAGUUGAAUGACAGAUGGUGGGAGAUUAGAAACAAGUAUGAGGGAACUCGCUCUCCACAACCAUACAACACUUCCAACUUGGACGCUCUCAUCCACAACUCUGUAUCUCAAGUCAAUUCCCCAGCUACUCGCUCUCUUAUCAGCUAUGUUCUCAAGUUCCAAAUCUUGAAGGCUUUAUGUCCAGAGGGAACUAUCUUGAGCGAAGGAUGCAUCUUGUCUGAGGAUACUACCGAGAAACUUCGUGAGACCAUGAAGUUGGGAUCUUCGAUCACUUGGUUGAAGGCUCUUGAAAUGAUCACUGGAAAGGGAGAACUCGAUGCUCAACCACUUCUCGAGUACUACGAGCCACUUAUCAACUGGCUUCGUAACACCAAUGAGAUUGAUCAAGUUGUCAUUGGAUGGGACGGAGAAGGAACUCCAUUCACUGUCGAAGAAAUUCCUAAGACCAGACAACCAGGAGAUGGAGGAAACGGACUUCCAAGUGAAGAUAGAGUUGCCUUCCCAGGAGGAGAAUGUGUUAACGGACAAGAAUGUCUUCUGGAUUCUCACUGCAACGGAACCAUCUGUGUCUGUAACGAAGGUCUCUUCACUUUGGAAAUCGGAAACACCUUCAACUGUGUGCCAGGAAAUCCAGCUGAUAGUGGAUUUGGAGAUGGAAAGGGAGGACUUGUCAUUGGACUCUUCAACAACGAAGCCACGACACCAGAGCCAGCUGCCGAGCCAGAACCAACUACAGUAACCAGCACAAAGAUGCCACCACGAGUGAGAUCGUCUGCUGCUCUUCCAACUUUCUUAUUGACUGUUCUACCAGUUUUCUAUUAUCUUUUAUAA
Molecule: messenger RNA, 2718 nt
Organism: Caenorhabditis briggsae
Lineage: Eukaryota; Metazoa; Nematoda; Chromadorea; Rhabditida; Rhabditidae
Gene: Cbr-acn-1
Product: Protein CBR-ACN-1
Exons: 11
Coding region: 1-2718 (905 amino acids)
Biological process (GO): proteolysis
Cellular component (GO): plasma membrane
Molecular function (GO): metallopeptidase activity; peptidyl-dipeptidase activity
Source: RefSeq, a predicted model, not a curated record